Saccostrea cuccullata (small rock oyster) is the source of this 623-nucleotide messenger RNA. RefSeq lists its product as uncharacterized. The transcript has 3 exons. The record is from RefSeq and is a predicted model, not a curated record. The annotation marks the transcript as partial. NCBI's taxonomy places the organism in Eukaryota, Metazoa, Mollusca, Bivalvia, Ostreida, Ostreidae.
CAUGUGACUAUCGGGUGCUUGGAGGGUUGUCCAAUAGUAUGCGUUAUUUUAGAUAGAUCUACAUGUAUUAAAAGUGGAAAGAAACCCUUUGGUACACCAGACUAGGGGUCAGACAUACUACAAUGCGGUUCCUUACUUGCAUGCUGGUUUUUCUUUAUUUUCCUAACGGAGGCGAGGGAGCUGUUGACGCAAGUAUUGAGAAAAGCUGUAUAGCGAUGCACACCUUUCAAAAAACUUACAAUACUCUGAAAACAAAACUACUCGAUAUUAACACCGAGAUGAAUCUACUGAAGGAUGAUGUGGACGAUGCUAUUGAACAGACUUGCGGGCCUUUAGGAAGUCUUGGAACUGCAAACACACACUUAUUUCGACUAACGUAUUGUAAUUUCGAGGACAACGAAGAUGAACAAUGCACAUUUACACCAGUGUAUUUCGUUAUUAAUCAAGCUAUCACUGAUCAUACAUUUGGUAGCAAGAUAGGACAUGUGUACUAUGAUCCUGCGUAUACGUCUUUAUCCAAGUUGACGUCAAAGAUAUUUCCACCAUCACACGCUUACUGCAUCAAGUUUUAUGUUUGGUUGUCUGGAGUAACAACUACUGGAGAAAUAAAGAUGUAUCUACAG